Messenger RNA from Colletotrichum destructivum, 2430 nucleotides. Its product is annotated as Putative calcineurin-like phosphoesterase domain, ApaH type, metallo-dependent phosphatase. Gene Ontology annotation, molecular function: phosphatase activity; endopolyphosphatase activity. Gene Ontology annotation, biological process: polyphosphate catabolic process. The transcript has a single exon. Bases 945 to 2411 code for a protein of 488 amino acids. Gene Ontology annotation, cellular component: cytoplasm. The record is from RefSeq and is a predicted model, not a curated record. NCBI's taxonomy places the organism in Eukaryota, Fungi, Ascomycota, Sordariomycetes, Glomerellales, Glomerellaceae.
GUUUUUCCUCCUAACUCCGAAUCACUUCUGGAGCCAGCCUCUUUUCUCACUGUCCUCUGGGGGUGUUAUUGCGGGUGGGUUGGAUUCCGUUUCUUGGCAAGAAAGAGUGAGCACAGCAUCCUCUCAGUCCAGUCUCACCGAAUCCGUCCCCAACCCGAUCCGUCCUCCCCGCCGCCCCCGGGAGGUCUUGGUAUUUUCGUUCUGCUUUCCAUCUACCUCGUCAGCCUGUCUUUAUCUCUUUCCGUUGAGGCCUGUCGUUCUUGUGUCUUCCUUCCCCCUCUUCCCCUUUCUGUCUCUUCCUUCUGUGAACACGAACGUACGUCCCAACUUUGGAGAUAGACAAAAGGUGUUCGUACCCCCUGCAAUCCUCCAAUGGCCUCGGACCCAUCCCUUCACGACAUCCACCCCCUUUAACAGAUUGCGAUAAGGGAAAAAAGAGAGUCCCCCCCCCUUCUCAUACAAUCGGCCCAUAUACGCUUUUCGCAACCCAGGGAAACCUCUUUUCCCUCUCAAAGUUGCCGACCAGACCACACGCCAACCGACGCCUCCGUCUCGCCCCGUCCCGUCCCGUCCCGCCUUAACUUUCGAGCUAGACAACCGGAAGAUACCCGCGCGAAACCCUCCCCAUCUCCGAAACGAAAGGUUACCCAUCAAUCUUGAGCUCACUGCUAUCGGGACGUCUCUCAUCUCUGACGAACCUCGGUCACGAAAGUGGCCCGGAGAGUCCCAUCUCCAAGCCUUCGACAGCCGACUCGGUAGCUGCAUUAGCAACGAAGCUUCGCUCUCGAGUCGACGACCAUCCACUCGAACGAUCCUCCCUGGCCAUUACACCGAGGGGAGGAAUACGAACACGCAAGCUGGCGCCCUCGAGGGACAACCCCACGCCAACUACGCACACACAACACCUACACCCACACAUACACACCCCCGAACUAGCCGUCACAAUGGCAUUCCCAGCGCCGGCCCGCCCGCGCCGCGCCGUCGUCUGCUUCGCCUCUCUCUUCAUCCUUACCACGAUCUUCCUCGCCGCCACCCGCAUGGCCUCCUCCCUCGAGUUCGCCCUUCGCCGCCGUCCCACGACCCGUGAGGCCCCGAAGCGCUCCGCUGCCGACGCACCCAUGUCCUACGGCUCCGCCGCCAGGCCGGCCUUCACCGACCUCUCGGUCCAGAUCGCCACCCUGCCCGAGCAACACCUGCCCUCGCGCGCGAACCCGGGCCACCGCCUCGUCAUCGUCGGCGACGUCCACGGCAUGCGCGCCUCGCUCGACAAGCUGCUCGAGGAGCUGCGCUUCGACACCUCGCGCGGCGACCACCUCGUGCUCGCCGGCGACAUGAUCAACAAGGGGCCCGACUCGAGGGCCGUCAUCGACCUCGCCAUGAGCCUCGGCGCCUCCGCCGUCCGAGGCAACCACGAGGACCGCGUGUUGCUGGCCCACCGCAGCAUGCAGACGACGCACGUCGCCGAUGAGGACGCCCACGGGAAUCCCGUCACCAAGAGGGAGGAGGGAGCCGAGGCAGAAGAGCAUAAGACGGAAGAGCCCAAGACGGAAGAGCCAAAGCCAGAAGAUCACAAGGCAGAGGAUCCUGAGAAGGAAAACCCCAAGAAAGAAAACCCGACGCCCGAACCCGAGUCUGCCGACGACAAAGCCGCCGCUGCCGCCCCCGAGGCCUCAGAGACCCCCGAGGAGCCCGAGGAGCCCGAGCAGGACGACCUCGAGCCCACCAUCUUCCCCCACGGCGACUCCCGCGAGCGCGCCACCGCCCGCGCCCUCUCGCGCAAGCACCGCGACUGGCUCUCCACCCUACCCGUGAUCCUGGACGUCGGCUCCGUCGAGGGCCUCGGCAACCUCGUCGUCGUCCACGCCGGCCUCGUCCCCGGCCUCCCCCUGCGCCAGCAGGACCCGUGGGCCGUCAUGAACAUGCGCGGCCUCGUCUACCCGCGCGAGGAGCUCCGCCGCCAGGAGGCCCGCCGCGUCCUCGAGGACUACCGCAAGAUCCACACCGCCGCCCCCGACGUCACCGAGACCAUGGUGGAGCGCGAGCACGAGCGCCGCCGCAAGCCCGGCGACCGCGGCCUCGCCAUCCCCACCGACCGCCACGACGGCGCGAGCUCCUGGCCCCGCGCCUGGAACGCCCUCCAGCGGGGCCUGCCCGAGUCCGAGCCCCGCACCGCCGUCGCCUACGGCCACGACUCCAAGAGGGGUCUCAGCAUCGACAAGUACACCUUCGGCCUCGACUCGGGCUGCGUCAACGGCGGCGAGCUCAGCGCGCUCGUCAUCGAGGCCACGGCCGAGGGCGUCACGCACGCCGUCAAGAGCGUCAAGUGCGACAAGGACGGGGGCAAGGGGAGGAAGAAGCACAAGAAGAGCGAGAAGAAGGAGACGACGGCGGACGAGAAGGCUCGGUCAUAGCGAGCACGCUGCCGCCUUU